CUGUGCAUGUGAGGUUGGAGAUCAGUUUGCAACAAGGGCUCUAUAUUUAGCUUUGAAGGGGAGAGGGUGACCCAGUCUGACUGCAACAAGUCACUCUCCCCCAGACCCUGACUUUUCACCUGCCUACUGUUUAUUCUCUAGUUUCUGUUUGAAGAGAAGGUGAGUUGAGACUGCUUCUUGUCCUGCAUGUUCGUUCCCUUCCUGGUUUUCUUCCUGUUUUACAUCCCAGCUCCCUCAUGACAGCCCAAUGGGACUUAGAGAAUGGCUCUCCUGCUUGGAAAUGGAGCUUUCAUCCGUGACCUACUAAGUCUGCAGCUCUGUGAUUAGUAAGGUUGCAGUCAGGGUUGAGCAUGUGCCAGUUGGAGGAGCCAGAGGCCAGACUGGGCCUGAACAGUUCUGACCCGCUGGUGAGAGAAGCUUUCCUGAUGGCCCAUGACUACAUAGACUAUGUAACCACAGGGGGGGCAGAUGGCACCAUGGGUCCUGCCCCCACAGUCUGCACCGCCGCCCUGCGCUAUGCAGGGGACGAGCUCCUGAAUCGCUUCCCCAUCUUCUUCCGGCGUUGGCCUCGCAUCUUCCAGGACGUGACGGAGAGCUCGGCCUGCUCCAUGCUCUCCAGCAUCCUGGACGAGCACUUCUUUCAUCCGUCCCCAGGGGGGCGUCGCAGAGAGCUGGCCUGGAGCGCGGUGCUGUCUGUGUAUGUGCUGGCUGGACAGAUGGCGCUGCACUGCCAUGAGAGGGGCUUGGUGGGGGUCCUGCCUGAGCUGAAGGAGAGUGUGGGGGAGUACGUGGAGAGGGUCAUCUGCCCUGACAUUCGAGAUAAGGGAGGAUGGGGUGGAUUUGUGUCCCGCUUUGGAAAGAAGCAGGGUCUAGAGAGCCAGGUGAAGAAGGUGUGCUGCUGGACACUGCUGGCUCUGGCUGUGAGCAUCCUCACCUACUGCGUGUGGAAGAGGAUGGUUUAGCCAACACUGCCCCCUUGUGGCCACACGCACAAACUGUCAGAUGAGGAGCUACAGCAGGAAAAUGGCUGCAGAGGCAGUCUGUGCACCAGACCAUAUCUGUAAAGGGUUUAUAAUUUCCCUGAUCUACCACAAAAAAAAUGUAUUAAACUGUAAUCAAGACUUUUAAAGCUGUUCCUGUAAACUCACGCUGUAAAAAUCAACUUGUUGGAGAUUAAGCUGAUUGAUCUGGAUUUCUUAGUUUCUGCUCUGAGCUCUUAAUCAAUUGUUCACUAAUCUUCACAGUCAAUCCAGAUUACUAAGAUUAAACAACCAUUAUUGGUUUAAGACCCCAUUUCCUGUUUUUGGUGCAACCACUCUGUCAAUUAUGUUCAGUCUGUUCACUGUAAGAGAUGAUUUUAAAGG
This is a messenger RNA of Notolabrus celidotus (New Zealand spotty), 1364 nucleotides long. RefSeq names its product BCL2 like 16 (gene bcl2l16). Gene Ontology annotation, biological process: intrinsic apoptotic signaling pathway in response to DNA damage; regulation of apoptotic process; extrinsic apoptotic signaling pathway in absence of ligand. Gene Ontology annotation, molecular function: protein homodimerization activity; protein heterodimerization activity. Gene Ontology annotation, cellular component: mitochondrial outer membrane. The coding region runs from base 351 to 962 and encodes 203 amino acids. The transcript is spliced from 2 exons. NCBI's taxonomy places the organism in Eukaryota, Metazoa, Chordata, Actinopteri, Labriformes, Labridae. The record is from RefSeq and is a predicted model, not a curated record.